Prunus armeniaca (apricot) is the source of this 876-nucleotide messenger RNA. Lineage: Eukaryota; Viridiplantae; Streptophyta; Magnoliopsida; Rosales; Rosaceae. The record is from the annotation of a GenBank genome assembly.
AUGGGACGGCAACCUUGUUGUGACAAACUUGGGGUAAAGAAAGGGCCAUGGACAGCUGAGGAGGACAAGAAGCUCAUCAACUUUAUUCUCACUAAUGGCCAGUGUUGCUGGAGAGCUGUGCCUAAGCUCGCCGGGCUUCGCCGGUGCGGCAAGAGUUGCAGACUCCGUUGGACCAACUAUCUCCGGCCCGACUUGAAGAGAGGCCUCCUUACUGAAGCUGAAGAACAGUUGGUUAUUGAUCUCCAUGCUCGUCUUGGAAAUAGGUGGUCCAAGAUUGCAGCCAGAUUGCCAGGGAGGACUGAUAAUGAGAUCAAGAAUCAUUGGAACACCCAUAUCAAGAAAAAACUGCUUAGGAUGGGAAUUGAUCCUGUCACGCAUGAACCCCUCCACAAAGAAGAUCAGUUGGGGUGCAGCAAGGAAACCAACUCAUCAUCAUCAUCCCAUGAUCAUAAAAAUAACUUGCCAGAUCAUCAAUCUACAAAUGAUCAUAGCAUGGUCGCCAACUCAGCCGGAUCGGAGGACAUGAACUCAUCAAGCUCACCCCCAGAAAACUCUUCCUCCGGCGACGAAUCAACGCUGCUAGAUAGCAUUUGCAACGACGAGUCGUUGAUGAAGAACCUGUGGGUGGAUGAAACUCCUCUGAUUGAUGCAUUGUGGAGCAACAAUGGUCAAGUAGUAGCAGAUCACGGAGGCAACGAGAUUAAUAUUGAGAAUGGCAUGGGGUUGCAAACUUGGGAGGACAAUUGUGCAUGGCUUUUGGAUUGCCAGGACUUCGGUGUUCAUGAUUUUGGCAUGGAUUAUUGCUUCAACGACGUCGAAUUAAACGGUCUCAGCACAUUAGAGAUGGGGGAUAAAUUAAGCACUACUAUAAAUUAA